Molecule: messenger RNA, 1188 nt
Organism: Rangifer tarandus platyrhynchus (Svalbard reindeer)
Lineage: Eukaryota; Metazoa; Chordata; Mammalia; Artiodactyla; Cervidae
Source: the annotation of a GenBank genome assembly
AUGAAGUGUCUGGUCACGGGCAGCAAUGUGAAGGUGCUCGGCAAGGCCGUCCACUCCCUGUCCCGCAUCGGGGACGAACUCUACCUGGAGCCCCUGGAAGACGGGCUCUCCCUCCGGACCGUGAACUCCUCCCGCUCGGCCUACGCCUGCUUCGUCUUUGCCCCCCUCUUCUUCCAGCAGUACCAGGCGGCCACCCCUGGUCAGUACCAGCUGCGCUGUAAGAUCCUGAUGAAGUCCUUCCUGUCUGUCUUCCGCUCACUGGCAAUGCUGGAAAAGACUGUGGAGAAAUGCUGCAUUUCCCUGAAUGACAGGAGCAGCCGCCUGGUAGUUCAGCUGCACUGCAAAUAUGGGGUGAGGAAGACUCACAACCUGUCCUUCCAGGACUGCGAGUCCCUGCAGGCCGUCUUCGACCCAGCCUUGUGUCCCCAUGUGCUCCGUGCCCCAGCCAGGGUCCUGGUGGAGGCUGUUCUGCCUUUCCCCCUGGCGCUGGCUGAAGUGACGCUGGGCAUCGGCCGUGGGCGCAGGGUCAUCCUGCGUAGCUACCAAGAGGAGGAGGCAGACAGCGCUGUCAAAGCCAUGGUGACGGAGAUGAGCAUCGGAGAGGAGGAUUUCCAGCAGUUGCAGGCCCAGGAAGGGGUGGCCAUCACUUUCUGCCUCAAGGAAUUCCGGGGGCUCCUGAGCUUCGCAGAGUCAGCCAACUUGUCCCUCAGCAUUCACUUCGAUGCCCCGGGCAGGCCAGCCAUCUUUGCCAUCGAGGACUCUCUGCUGGACGGCCACUUUGUCCUGGCCACACUCUCGGAGCCGGACUCGCACCCCCAGACCCUGCGUGCCCAAGAGGAGCUCCAGCGACCAGAGCCCCGGCUUCAGGCUCACAGCACGCCCCACCUAGACCUGGAUGACUUUGCUGUCGACGACAUGGACUCUUACAUGAUUGCCAUGGAAACCACUGUGGGCAGCGAGGGCUCCCGGGCACUGCCCUCCAUCUCCCUUUCACCUGGCCUCCAGCGCCCCUGUAGCUCCAGCCCCCACUCAGACGAGGAAGAUGAUGACAUGGAGCCCAGCACAGUGCCUGGGACUCCCCCGCCUAAGAAGUUCCGCUCGCUGUUCUUUGGCUCCAUCCUGACCCCUGCACACUCUCCUCAGGGCCCCAGCCCUGUGCUGGCUGAAGACAGUGAGGGCGAAGGCUGA